AUGGCUGAUAAAAAGGAUGUCCGAAAGUUUGAUACCGAGGAAUCUGUGGCGGUGGCUCUGGCGGAUCACGUGGCUGGUCUAUCAGAAAAGUUCAUCAAAGAGAAAGGUUCUAUCACAAUCGUUCUCUCCGGAGGUACCCCGAUCAACACACUUGGUAUGAUGUUAAUAAUUCAGGAAGUACUCGAGGCUCCUUACAAACGUACUGUGGAUUGGGUUAACUGGCUUGUCUUUUGGGUGGAUGAGAGUGUAGGCCUUGUCACUGACCCCGAUAACUACUUUAAUCAGGCUAAAAAAGGUUUUCUAUCCAAGGUACUAUUUGAGACUUGA
Messenger RNA from Ilex paraguariensis (yerba mate), 327 nucleotides. Lineage: Eukaryota; Viridiplantae; Streptophyta; Magnoliopsida; Aquifoliales; Aquifoliaceae. The record is from the annotation of a GenBank genome assembly.